AAUGGAGGCCUCUAAACCCAAGUUCCUGGGUGCUUGUCUUUUCGCUUUGUUGUUGUUUUGUCCUGUUGUGGAGUCGAGACGUUUUGCUGUUGAUGGCGUGAAUGGUGGAGUCUAUUGCGUAGCAUGCACUGCAGUGGCCGCAUUAACCAAUCAACUAAGCGUUAUCCACAAUGAGACCUUCGUCAAGUCAUUUGAUCGUCUUUGCAAGCUUCUUCCCACUGAAAUAUACCAGAAUGCUUGCUUGUCUUUGGGGAAGUAUUACAUUCCUAAGAUUAUAGAUAUCAUUACUGAUGACGUCACAGCUGACGUCAUAUGCCAUGCCAUAGACUUGUGUUAUACCGAUGAAGGGUAUCCAACAUGCCAUGCAUUUCCACCGAAAGGUGAUUUUAAUCUUGCCGUCGAGACUGCAAAGAAAAAAAUAGCAAUGCAAGAGUUCCGAAUUAAGGUGAAAAGGAACAUCAGUCCACAAUCUCCUCACUUUGACCCUUGUACUCUACCGGGUGUUGAUAGACUUUGCAAUUUAUUUGACAGAAUUUUUAAUAAUCACCACCCUUUGAUUGAUGUUGAUAAUGACUACUUCAGUUCAGUAAGUGAGGCAUGGCGCGGGACAUCUUGGAGGGGGAGGGAUUGUGAUGAUUUCGACCCCCUCACCCAUCCUGGGGCGAUUGAUCAUGGAGACCUAAUAUUAGACAAGAACUGUAAUGGCAUCUGGGGAUAUGACCCUGAAACAGGAAAAUCUUUUGAGGAGUUACUAUGUAAAGACACUGGUAACUUAGGUCUGAUUGUUCUUGGUGACUCAGUUGCUGCACAUUUCCGCAUCCCCCCUCAGUGGCUGACUGCCAGAGACCUGAAUGAAGAGGUUUUCUCUCAUGCUCCCUUUAUUGUGGCAAAUGAAGCUGACUGGCCUCAACUUUCACUGUACACUGGCUUCCUCUCUAAUAUAAACUGGGCAGUCGAAAAAGGCAAUGCUACUUCCAUCUACCUCAAACUUGCUGCCCGCAAUCGCUGUAACCAUCGCGACUACCAAAACCUGGCAAAGAACGGUGCAGAUUCCUUUGACGUAAAUAACAUCCUAAUCAAAAGCUUGACUCGCGACCACAACCGUGAUCACCCAGCCCUAGUCUUCUACUCUCUUGUCGGCAACGAUGUGUGCAAUAAAUACCACAGUCUUGAUCACAUGACCACCGCAGACCAGAUGCGCGUGAACAUGCGCAAGACGCUAGACACACUAGAAGCGAGGUUGCCACGUGGAAGUCACGUGGUAGCGGUCGGGAUGGUUGAUGGGCGGAUUCUUUAUGACAGCCUCCAUAACAGAAUCCAUCCAAUCGGAAAGCUCCGCGGUGACGUCACUUAUGCGCAGUUUUAUGAUUUUUUGAACUGCGUGCACGUAUCGCCGUGUUUUGGAUGGAUGAAUACUAAUGAGACGAUUCGGAAUCUGACCACGCAACGUGCACUGGAGUUAACCGCUGUCAUGAAGGAGGUCGCAACGCAGGCUACUAAUUAUACGAAUAUAGAUGUGCACUUCUUCCAUAACCCCUUCUUCAAAGUUAUUAAGGAUUGGAUGGAUAGUGGUCACGAGGUGUGGGAACUUAUUGAACCCACGGACGGCUUCCACCCUAAUCUCCAGGCCGAGUCCCUGGUGGCCGAGGAGUCCUGGAGACUACUAGAAACCGAAAUCCCACAUGUGCUAGGCAAGGUGAACCCAAAUAAUGACAGGAUACGUGAGCUAUUUGGAGACCAGGGAGGGUAUUGAUGUGAUUUUGGUUAAAAGUAUGUCACGCGAGGUAAAGCUUGAACAUGAUUGGUCCGACUGCGUCACAUGAUAGUAACUAUUAACUAUUAUCAGAACGUGUCAUAUUUUCACCAGAGUUGAUGUGAUUGGUCAGGACUGUGUGACGUAAUGAAAAGUGCUAUACUUAUGGUGAUUGGUCAGACUGUGCCACGUGAUCUUAGCUACUUAUAUGAUUGGUCAGAUGUUAAAAUGAUUGGGCAGGACUUCUUCACGUGAUGAAAGUAUUUAUAUGGUUGGUAAUAUCUGGAUAUAGACUUCAUAACAUUGUAACUAUAAUUUCGUUGGCAAAAACUUUUCAAAGGUUAUUUUGUAUACAGAUAUCGCACUUGAUUUUGAUUACUGUUAAUCAUUUUAUUAAGUAAUUAUAUUAAAUAUAAUGGCUAUGUUAUUUUUCAUAUUGUUGCGAUCGAAGGGGAUGUGAUGUAUUUGAAAGUGACUAUUUAUAGGCUGACAUAUGAUCCAAAUCAUCUAUUUGUAUUUCAAAAGUCGAUUUUUAAUAAUCACAAUUUAUAUUACAUCCAAGUGUAAAACUAUUGCAUGUCAAUAUGUAAACUAUAUAUUCCCAAUAUAUUUCUACAAUAAAUCACAAUAAAAUACA
Messenger RNA from Nematostella vectensis (starlet sea anemone), 2390 nucleotides. RefSeq names its product acyloxyacyl hydrolase. Gene Ontology annotation, molecular function: acyloxyacyl hydrolase activity; calcium ion binding. The record is from RefSeq and is a predicted model, not a curated record. Gene Ontology annotation, biological process: negative regulation of inflammatory response; lipopolysaccharide catabolic process. NCBI's taxonomy places the organism in Eukaryota, Metazoa, Cnidaria, Anthozoa, Actiniaria, Edwardsiidae.